AUGUCUGCAAUCAAGUUAGCUGUCCCAGAAGUUCCAAAAGCUCCUGAACUCAUUCCAGUUUUUACUUUCAAUCUUAAAUUGGCAUCUGAUCCAGCAUCUAUUUAUGUCAACAACGAAACUGAUAAAACAUUGAACUUGGCUACAAUUGCUAAUGGUGAAGUUAAAACUGUUCCAAACAAGUUGGAUCUCGAAUUAGACAUCCACUCAAUUUAUGGUACCGACGAUUUAAAUAUUAAAAACUCCGUCUCAACUGCAACAUUGGAUUGCAAAUUGUACGGGAAGACUGCUAAUGGCAGUGGUGCUUUUAUCUACUACUCAGGUAAAGUUCAAUUGGACGAAACUUCUGUCUCUGUUUUCACAAAGAAAACUAAAGAAGCUGCAAUUGAAGAUAGUUAUGUUACUUGUAACCCAACCUUUUACUUCGAUGAUAAAGUUGAAGACAAAUACAAAUGGGUUUUGAAAGAAAACUUCUUUGCUAAAGGAAGAUUUGGUAGAGAUGAAGACGAUGUUUUGUAUGUCCAAUACUAUGUUUACGUUGUUCGUUAA
Molecule: messenger RNA, 546 nt
Organism: Candida dubliniensis CD36
Lineage: Eukaryota; Fungi; Ascomycota; Pichiomycetes; Serinales; Debaryomycetaceae
Exons: 1
Coding region: 1-546 (181 amino acids)
Source: RefSeq, a predicted model, not a curated record